Gossypium arboreum is the source of this 1448-nucleotide messenger RNA. RefSeq names its product probable WRKY transcription factor 57. Gene Ontology annotation, molecular function: sequence-specific DNA binding; DNA-binding transcription factor activity. The coding region runs from base 268 to 1161 and encodes 297 amino acids. Gene Ontology annotation, biological process: regulation of DNA-templated transcription. The record is from RefSeq and is a predicted model, not a curated record. The transcript is spliced from 4 exons. NCBI's taxonomy places the organism in Eukaryota, Viridiplantae, Streptophyta, Magnoliopsida, Malvales, Malvaceae.
UGCACCUCAUCUCUUUUUAACUCUCUCUUUUUUCUCUUUUGGAUUGACGCUACAAAAGAAGAAAAAAAUAAACUUCGAAAUGCUAGGCGUCCCUUCCCAACACUAAAACUUAUACAUUCCAACCCAAAACCCUAGCUGGCUCUCUCUCUCUCUCUCCUUCCAUUCCUUUUUUCUUUUCCUUUUUAAUUCUUCCCUCUCCGCGUUCUGUUUUAGAUUCUGUUUUGUCUGCUUUAAUUUUUUAAUUAUUUUUUCCUUUCGUUUAAGAGGAUGGAAGAUAAAGAGGGUGUGGAUCCAGCGAGUGAAUUUACAUCCAAUUCGAGCUGGGCACUCGCUGGAGGACCUGACUCAGUCUCCGACAGCGUCAACUACUUCUUCGAUAAGGAGAGCAAUAUACUGAGUGAGUUCGACUGGAAUCUGCAACCUGAUCAUGCUGAACAGAUUGACCGGUUCGAUGAACUCGACCGGGCCGACACCAGGCCUUAUUUGGCGGGAAGCUUUAGCGGCUCGCAUAGCUGUGUUGCUGCUGCUGCGUGUGGUUCGGUUUCGGGUUCAGGGACAGCGUCGAGUCCUGCUGGCGGGGCGGCUGACGUGUCGACAUUGAUUCCAUCGGUGUCUUCGAGCUCCGGAGAGGAUCCGUCGGAGAAAUAUAAGGGAUCCGGCGGGAAACCGCCCGAGAUACCGAGUAAGGCCAGGAAGAAGGGGCAAAAGCGAAUUCGACAGCCACGUUUUGCAUUUAUGACCAAGAGUGAAGUUGAACAUCUUGAAGAUGGCUACCGGUGGCGGAAAUAUGGACAAAAAGCUGUUAAAAAUAGUCCAUUUCCUAGGAGCUACUACCGUUGCACAAACAGCAAAUGUACAGUUAAGAAGAGGGUAGAACGCUCCUCUGAAGAUCCCACCAUUGUCAUUACUACAUAUGAAGGUCAGCACUGUCAUCACAGUGUCGGAUUCCCCCGUGGUGGACUCAUCAGCCGUGAAGCUGCCUUUGCUGGUCGAUUCACUCCUUCAGUCUCACAAUUUUAUUAUCCACACGGGGAAAUUCCUGCAAGCAUAAUACGUUCACAGCAAGUACCGAUAGAAAUAGUAGAAUCUCGUCCACUGCCACAAACCACAAAUGAAGGGCUACUUGGGGAUAUUGUUCCUCCAGGAAUCCGUAACAGAUGAGGAAGAGAUCAUUGUGGUAAAGUCAGUGAUUGGUAUUAUAGCUGACAAAAUGGAAGUGGGCGAGGUCUUUACCUGAAAUCACACUAAAUCUGGUAUUGCUUCCAUGAGUGAGUUCAUUAUUCUCUCUCAUGUGCAGAUAUUUUUAUCUGGUAUUGCUUCAAAUUCUAAUAUAUUAUACGCAUGUGAAUAUGUUGAUUAGGUUUAAAACUUUAGGACAUGACUGCAGGAUCAUAUGUUAGCAUAUAUAAAUUUUAACUAUAGAAUAGUGUAAUAUCAUGUGAAAAGAA